AUGGAACUCGAUUCAAAUAUUCCAAAUUCUCCUAAGCCUGGUGACACAUUUUUUGUUCGAAUGAAUAAUGGCUCUAUUCAUGCAGCUGAAAUUCUUGAAACUCGUGCUGUCGAUGGUACUGAUCAACAAGAAUAUUUUGUACAUUAUCUUAACUUUGAUCAUCGUAAUGAUCAAUGGAUAUCAGAAAAUCGUCUAUCAGGAAAUGCUAGUCAUGAACAAAUGGAAAUAACAAAUGAACAAUUAAAUGAUUCAACAAAUAGUUUAACUAGUCGAAAACGAGCACGUCUAAAACGUCGUUUAAAUGAUGAUUCAAUUGAUUUUUCUCAUGAAUCUUCAUUUGAAACUGUUGAUCAAAAUACUCGAAAAGAUUACAAACCGAAUGUAAAAUAUAUUGAAAAAAUUUGGAUUGGUCAAUAUGAAAUUGAUUGUUGGUAUCAUUCACCAUUUCCGGAUGAAUAUGGUAAACAACGUUUAUUAUAUAUAUGUGAACAUUGUAUGAAAUAUAUGCGUCUUAAAACAACAUAUUGUCGUCAUCUUGCAGAAUGUCCAUUGAGACGAGCACCUGGUAUUGAAAUUUAUCGAGACUCAAAAAUUGGUUGUGCAAUAUAUGAAAUAGAUGGUGCACAAAAUAAAUUAUAUUGUCAAAAUUUAUGUUUAUUAGCUCGACUUUUUCUUGAAUCGAAAGUUAUUUGUUUUAAUGUAUCAGAAUUUCUUUUUUAUGUACUUAUGGAAUAUAAUGAUAAUAAUCAAACAGAACGUUUUAUUGGAUAUUUUUCUAAAGAAAAAGAUUCGGCUUUUGGAUAUAAUUUAUCUUGUUUAUUAUGUUUACCACCUUAUCAACGAAAAGGAUAUGGAAAAUUAUUAAUUCAAUUUAGUUAUGAAUUAUCGAAAUUAGAAAAUGCAGUUGGUGGACCAGAAAAACCUGUCAGUGAUUUAGGACAUAAAGCCUAUUUAAGUUAUUGGACAUGGGCACUAUUAAAUGUACUUAAAGAAAAGCCAGAAAUUGAAGUAGAUGAAUUAAGUGCCAUAACAAGUAUUAGUACAGAGAAUUGUAUGGAAACAUUGAGUUCGUAUGGUUUCAUUAAAUAUUGGAGACAAGGUCAAUUUGUAUGUGCAUCAAGAAAAUGUAUUGAAGCUCGUCUUCAAGAAUUACAUGCAAAAAAAUUUCUUAUUGUUAAUUCACAAUUGAUUAAUUGGCAACCGAGAGUGAAAGGAAAAGCUGGAAGACAAAACAAAAUAUUUACUUUCUAA
Rotaria sordida is the source of this 1251-nucleotide messenger RNA. Lineage: Eukaryota; Metazoa; Rotifera; Eurotatoria; Philodinida; Philodinidae. The record is from the annotation of a GenBank genome assembly.